AUGGUCAAGGUUCGGAGCUCUCGUCGUGUGACCGGGUUGAGGCCGAGCGACUACGACCACGAGAUUGGUCUGGUCAACCACGACGAGCCAGUGUCUCCCACGUCACCGACGGCACAGAGCUCGAGCGCGGGAACCCAGAACACCUCUCCCGAGUCUCAGUCGGCGUUGCUCGUCCACGAUGCGGGCCGGGAACGGCCCACUCCUAGGAUACAAGGCGAUCAGCCUCGUCCUGUCUCCGGGGGCCAGCACAAUCGUACCGGUUCCCCGGGACGAAUCGACGAGGAGGAUCGAGAAGCCGACAGCCUUUCCUGUGGAGGGGCGCCGCAUGAAGCCGCUCUGCCUCAGCCGGCCCUGCGGCCUUCCAUCGAGGUCCAAGCUCCCUCAGCCGAGCACCUCCGCAACCCGAGGGUACAGGUCGCGGGCAAGAAGGCCGAAAUCAAACGGGAGACGACGGUGGAUAUACUGUACGAAAAUGAAAGAGGCGGCUUCCUCUGCGGCAUCGCCCUCUUCUCCUCCAAGGCCCUUGGUGGACUUGACCCCCCCGCCUGGACCAACGCAUACCACAAGACUUCUCCGACCAACAUAUUCACCGCCCAAGUGCCCGAUCCGUCGUGGGAAUGGGUCUGGCCCGAGUGGCGGCUCUACCAUCAGGAGGGCGAGGACGAGGGCGGCUGGGAAUACUCGUUUGCCUUUUCCAGAACUUUCUCGUGGCACCGUGCGUCGUGGUGGAACUCGUUCGUCCGAAAACGCACCUGGAUUCGCAAGAGGGCGAAGAAGAAGGGGGCCGACGUCUCGUCGGAGCCGCAAAUGCUCAACGCCAACCACCCCGCCAAUCACUCGCCAUCCGACCGCAGUCCCCGGCUAAACGGGAGCAGCGCUGCCAGCAGUCGGGCACCCAGCAAGCCAGGCAUGUCCAAGGUGUCGCAUUCCGACAUCGGCGAGGACAGGAGAGACAUCGAAAGCAUCGAGGCGCUGAUGCAGACCCUACGGCAAGCGAGGAUAGAUCGCGAGAAGUUGGAGGCAGUCGACAACUACCUGGAGCACGCCAUGGACUUGUCGGCCCUGCAGGAUGAAAUGCAUGAAAUUAUGUCCUUCUUCGUAUUUCAGGCGUCACGAAGGCAGCUGCUGAGCCACAUGAUGAAGAAGCAUGACGGGACGAUACAGGAGCUGGAGAAGAUGGCCACCGAGCCCAGUACGAAGCUGUUGAGGCGAAGGGAGGCACUGGACGCCGCCAUCGUCCACGCCGACGAGGAAGUGAGGAGGCUGGCCUACUGGAGCGACAUCAAGCACAUGGCAGACAGUGGCGAGGUGGGCAGCUCGUCGGGUGCAAACCAGUGCUGGUUCGACACCGACGCGUAUCAAGGUCUGGAUCAUAACGGUCCUGCAUCACCAACCGGGUGCACUUUGCCGGGGAAGCAGCCUGGCCCGACCCCAGUUAUCCUUCAGUAA
This is a messenger RNA of Drechmeria coniospora, 1449 nucleotides long. RefSeq names its product meiotically up-regulated 65 protein. The transcript is spliced from 3 exons. Bases 1 to 1449 code for a protein of 482 amino acids. Lineage: Eukaryota; Fungi; Ascomycota; Sordariomycetes; Hypocreales; Ophiocordycipitaceae. The record is from RefSeq and is a predicted model, not a curated record.